GGAUCCUACUAUGUAGUCCAGGCUGAUCUUGAACUUGAGAUCCUCCUGCCUCUGCUUCCUGAAUACUGGGAUCACAGGCAUGCAUGGUCAUAUCUGGCUCUGAAGUAUCUAUUUCUUUGGCCACCUUGCUUCUUUUCUUUUUUUAAAACUUGAGACUACAUAACUGAAAUGUUCUUUAUUUCUAACACCCCAGUACAUGAGUAGAUCGGUUUAACAGAAAUUUAGAUAUGUCUCAGAGGGUCUCUUAGUCUUAGAGCUAAUAGGUUUGGGCACCAUCCCUUGAUCCUCCCAAACCUGGUGCUUUAAUCUUACGAGUUCAUCAUCCCUGCUCAGUUUCUACCCUAGGUCCUGAUGUGCCACAUCCUAACCAAAACUAUGAACCUAUGUUCCUGGCUUCUGUGACCGUAGAGUGCUGGGGGAGAUGGGAGCUGCUGAGGACCAAGGACAAGAUAGACAUUUCCUUCUGGGAGCAAACAAGGUGGUGGCUUCCUAAGCAGCUGCCUUUGUUUUCUGUAAACAGUGUCUCAGCUGUGCUCUGUCCCCACUGUGCGCUACAGCGUCAGUCCCUUCACUCCAGCCCACACUGUACAAAGCAGGUCUUCUCUACAAAAUGUGAUGAUCGCUGUUUAUGGAAGGGAAGCCAGUGGCUUAAGGCACGUUGAAUAAUGACUCGUCCCUGUUUCUAGUUCUACGGCUAGUUCAUUAUACCACCCUGUCUCACAAACUCAGCUCUUGGUGGCCCAAAGCUAGUUCAAAUAGCUGAAGAGGUCAUCCAGAGACAACCUGGAAACCCUGAAGCAGGGCUAACUUAUGUUGGGGAAAGAGGCAGCCGCUUCUCAGCUCAUUUUUUCAUGUUUAUUCUGUCCUCCAUGCUCUAAAAGGAAAACGAACCCAGGUUUGAGAGAGAAGGAGGGGGGCAGGGGGCAGCGUGAGCCACAGAAGGUGGAUAACCCCUGCUGAUUGGGAGAUCCUCCCAGAGGGCUGGCCUUCUGCAGUUGCCAAGCAACAAGUGUAAACAGGAAAGGAUCAUGGCCACUAACUACAGUGCCAAUCAGUAUGAAAAGGCUUUCGCACCCAAGUACCUGCAGAACUGGUCUCCUGCCAGGCCCACAAAAGAGAGAGCAGCCGCCCAUGAAGGUUACACUCAGAUUAUUGCCGACGAUCGAGGUCAUCUCUUACCUUCAGUGCCCCGUUCCAAGGCAAGUCCUUGGGGCUCCUUCAUGGGCACCUGGCAAAUGCCCCUGAAGGUACCACCUGCUCGGGUGACCUUGACCUCCCGCACAACAGCUGCCGCCACCUCCCUGACCAAAUGGAUACAGAAGAAUCCUGAUCUACUCGCUGCCUCCAACGGGCUGCGUCCUGAAAUCUUAGGCAAGCCCCAGGACUGUGACAGAGAGAAGAAACAGAAGAAACCUGUCACCAAGACUGUACAGCAAGCGGCAAAUCCCACCAUAAUUCCCAGUUCCCCGGCUAUUGAUGGCGACAAUGCAGAUGAAACUCAAAGCUCACACCCCUCUGCAGGUCACACUCCAGGUCCCCAAACUCCAAUCGACUCUCCAAAGACCCCACCCGCAAGCCCAUGUUAGACUAUCCAGCAUGUAGGUCCUAGUCUAGCUGAGGUCUAGACAUGCAGAGCUGCAACUCUGCUGGGAAAGAGCGUGAGAUGACAUUUUAGGGACUGAAAUAGAAUGACCCUGUACUCAGAAACAUGGAGCAGAGAAAUGAUGGGCAAAUAAACAUUGUUUCUUAAAUCUU
Messenger RNA from Mesocricetus auratus (golden hamster), 1755 nucleotides. RefSeq names its product cilia and flagella associated protein 126 (gene Cfap126). Lineage: Eukaryota; Metazoa; Chordata; Mammalia; Rodentia; Cricetidae. The transcript has 5 exons. The record is from RefSeq and is a predicted model, not a curated record. Gene Ontology annotation, biological process: cilium organization. The coding region runs from base 1029 to 1586 and encodes 185 amino acids. Gene Ontology annotation, cellular component: ciliary basal body.